This is a messenger RNA of Hippoglossus stenolepis (Pacific halibut), 8993 nucleotides long. RefSeq names its product receptor-type tyrosine-protein phosphatase S-like. Gene Ontology annotation, molecular function: protein tyrosine phosphatase activity; protein binding. The transcript has 37 exons. Gene Ontology annotation, biological process: protein dephosphorylation. Lineage: Eukaryota; Metazoa; Chordata; Actinopteri; Pleuronectiformes; Pleuronectidae. The record is from RefSeq and is a predicted model, not a curated record. Bases 493 to 6399 code for a protein of 1968 amino acids.
GGAGAGGAGGAGAGAGAGAGCGAGAGAGAGAGAGGUAGGGAAAGGAGGAGGAGGGCAUUGAGGAAGAAAGGCAGGAGAGUAUCAAUGACAUCAACCAGCACAAUCUGAGGCCGCCCGACCGACCGGCGAUGCUCUCCCGAUAGAAGGGCUGAGGAAGCAGCCGUGACCCGCCGCCGCGCUGCGCUUCCCCCGGGGGGAAGAGGUUCGGUCCGCUCGGCCAGCGAGCAUCCAGGACGGUGCGUGCGGGGCAACGCCGGGCGAUGUGUGCAUGCGUCCCGCACAAAGACAGACCUUUCUCCGAGUGGAGCUCCUCCGCUGCCGCUGCCACUGGAUUACAUGUAUCCGAGGAAGCCUCCAGCUGCAAACCCACCCACAUGAAUCUAGCAGACAGAGAGGAAGACGGAGAGCUUCCCACUAAGAGUGCCUAUCCCUGUUGAGUGAAGCCCUACCUGAGUGUCCGUCAUCUCCGACCCGCCCACAGUGGUGCCUGCCAUGCCUCUGCCCAGGACAGGUGGCGCUCUGGCCCAGUCCAGGAGGCCUAUCGUGGGGCUCAGCCUUAGCCCCUCUCCCCUGUGUAUGCUGCUGCUGUCGAUGAUCCUGAUAACCAGCCCUCUGAGCAGCGUGUGUGGACCAUUGGCUCCCCCAAAGUUCACCAAGAUUCCCACCGACCAGAUCGGCGUGUCAGGGGGUGUGGCAUCAUUUGUGUGCCAGGCUUCCGGCAAUCCCAAGCCUGCCGUCUACUGGAACAAGAAGGGCAAGAAGGUCAACUCUCAGCGUAUCGAGGUGACCGUAGAGUUUGACGAGGGUGCGGGCGCCGUGCUGAGGAUCCAACCGCUUAGAGCUCCCCGGGAUGAGAACAUCUACGAGUGUGUGGCACGCAACAGUGAAGAUGAGGUGUCCGUCACUGCAAAGCUGGCCAUUAUUAGAGAGGACCUGCUGCCAUUCGGCUUCCCCAGUAUAGACAUGGGUCCCCAGCUGAAGGUGGUGGAGCGGACGAGGACGGCCACCAUGCUGUGCGCUGCCAGCGGCAUCCCCGACCCCGAGAUCUCCUGGUUCAAAGACUUCCUGCCCGUCGACCACAGCACCAGCCGGGGUCGCAUCAAACAGCUUCGAUCAGGAGCUUUGCAGAUUGAGAACAGCGAGGAAACCGACCAAGGGAAGUACGAGUGCGUGGCCACCAACUCUCAAGGUGUACGCUACUCCUCCCCCGCAAACCUAUACGUGCGAGAGCUUCGAGAAGGAGCAACAGACUCAUUGCGCCGUGUGCCCCCUCGCUUCUCAAUCUUCCCCUCCAACCACGAGAUCAUGCCGGGCGGGAGCGUCAACAUCACCUGCGUGGCCGUGGGCUCGCCCAUGCCCUACGUCAAGUGGAUGCUGGGAACUGAAGACCUGACCCCCGAGGAUGAGAUGCCAAUUGGCCGGAACGUGCUAGAGCUUAACAGCGUGCGGGAGUCUGCAAACUAUACCUGUGUGGCCAUGAGUAGUCUGGGCACCAUCGAGUCCAUCGCUCAGGUCCUCGUCAAGACUUUGCCGAAGCCUCCCGGCACACCCAUUGUCACGGAAACCACCGCCACCAGUGUGACCAUCACCUGGGACUCCGGCAACCCAGACCCAGUCUCCUACUACAUCAUCCAGUACAGAGCCAAAGGGCCGGAAAGCAAGUACGAGACUGUGGACAGCAUCACCACCACCCGCUACAGCAUCGGGGGGCUGUAUCCCAACACCGAGUAUGAGAUCAGAGUGUCUGCCUUCAACAGCAUCGGCCAGGGACCCCCCUCUACGCGCGUGGAUGCUCGGACAGGAGAGCAGGCCCCGGCCAGCCCUCCCCGAAACGUCCAGGCUCACAUUAUCUCGCAGAACACGGUGAUGGUGCGCUGGGAAGAGCCGGAGGAGCCCAAUGGACAGGUGAAAGGCUACCGUGUGUACUACACCAUGGACCCGUCCCGGCCCAUGAAUGAGUGGCAGAUUCAUAACGUCCAGGACAGCGUGAUCACCACCAUUCAGAACCUCAUCACCUCAGAGACGUACACCAUCCAAGUCCUGGCCUUCACCUCUGUUGGGGACGGACCCUUCUCGGACCCUGUCCAUGUCAAAGUCAUGCCAGGAGUCCCCGGUCAGCCAGGGAAGUUUAGAGUGGGCAAGGUGACGGACACCAGCAUAGAGGUGACGUGGGAACCUGCGUACACCAAGGAGGGAAUCGUCAACUAUGAGCUGCUCUACAAACCAGUCAAGUUUGGCAGUUUGGAGAAGCUGACCUUUGGGCCGAGGAACUCUUACACAGUGGAGGGUCUAAAAGCGAACACCGAGUACUCCUUCUCCCUGGCCGCCAUCUCCAGCAAAGGCAUCGGCGCGUUCACUAAUGAGCUGGUGCAGAGGACGUCACAAGCCAAGCCCUCUGCUGCACCCAAGGGUGUUUCCUGCGAGAGUGCCAGCUCCACCUCGCUGAGGGUAAGUUGGAGGCCGCCUCCAAUCGAGGGCCAGAAUGGCGAGUUGGCAGGUUAUGAGCUGAGGUACCAGAGAGUUUCUGGGGCAGGCGGCCGUGGUCAGGGCCAGGAGGUGAAGGGGCUUCCUAUCCCAGCCCAGCAGGGGCAGACAGUGGUUGAGGGGCUGGAAAAAUGGAGUUGGUACAACCUCACCGUGGCGGCCUCCACCACAGAGGGGACUGGACCCAGCAGUCCGACUGUGCUUUGCAGAACUGAUGAGGAUGUUCCCGGCGCACCCCCUCGUCAGGUGGACGUUCAGCCACUCAACUCCUCAGCACUACGAGUCACCUGGCGAUCGGUAUUGCCUCGAUUCCGGCUAGGCCAGAUCCGAGGCUACCAGGUGCACUUCAGCCGUGCAGAGGGCGGCGAAUCACGCAACCUUCCUCGCAUCAAAGACCUCUUAUUGGAUGAGUCUCAGAUGGAGGAGGAUGACUCGACUCAAUACGAGCUGAUUUUGGGUAUUCUGAAACCAGAGACUGUGUACUCUGUCUCAGUGGCAGCAUACACCACCAAAGGGGAUGGAGCGCACAGCAAAGCCAAGCUGGUGCAGACCCUGGGGAUUGUGCCUGGCCCUCCCUCACUUUGGGUGCGUCCGGGAUCGGGUCCAUCAGUGGUGGUGCGGUGGGCUCCUCCUCUAGAGUGCUCUGAUUCAGGCCCUGAUAGCCGGGGGGCCCCAGUGGAAAUCCAGGGCUACCGCCUACUGUUUGGCCUGAAGAAUACCACUUUAAACACCACGGUGGAUUUCACAAAUCGGGAGAAAAACUUCACUGUCAAAAACCUCUCCCCAGGCUCCUCCUAUGUCUUUGUCCUCUCCGCAAAGAGCCGAGCAGGCUAUGGUGAUGUAGUGCAGCAAGAAAUAACAGUUCCCAUGUUCCAACCCUUGGGGUACCCCAAAAUAUCUGACUUUGUUAAUGCCACUUGCUGCUCCCUCCAGCUGUCCUGGCUGCCCCUUGCUCCAGAGGACUCCAACGGUAUCAUAACAGAGUACACCAUAGCUUACAAAGAGGCUGGAGGCCCCAAUCCCUCUGCUGGCCCCAGCUCCUCUGCCUCACCAGCCCUCCCUUCUCCCCCAUGGCUGAUCACACUACUGGCGAGUGAUUCCAGCUACAUCAUCUUGGGCCUUAAUCACAGCACGGCCUACGAGUUGCAGCUCAGAGCCCACAACAAGGCAGGGCCCGGCCCCUUCAGCCCACCUCUGGUUUGCGAAACCCUGGCUCUUGAAACAGAUGUCCCAAGGAAUUUUUCAGUCAAUCUGGCCACUAAGACCAGUGUUCUUCUGACCUGGGAGUUUCCAGAGAGCAGCAAUCCCUAUCGCUUCACUGUGGAGUAUAACCGGCAAAAGCUGGAGGUGGACGCUAGGCUGAGAAAGGCAGUCAUCCCAAACCUUCAGCCUGACACCAGCUACGACUUCAAGAUCACUGCUCCCGAAGGCAACAUGGGAGGCCUUCGCCACCGCAUCACCGCCAAGACCUCUCCGCCAAUCACCAUCCGCCGCCCUGAAAUCGAUCACACCCGCGACACUGAGACCACGGUCACGAUAAUCCUGCCAUCGCUGGAAAAUCGCACUCCUGUCAAGAAUGUUUAUGUUGUUGUGGUGCCGCUGAGGAGAGCCCGCGGCGUCAUCAGACACCUCAAGAGUCCUGAUGAAAUGGACCUAGAAGAGCUGUUGAAAGACAUCAGUCAGAGGCAGAGGGAUUCUCGGCAGCAGAAGCAGGUGGACUUGCGUCGGGCUUACAUCACAGCCCGUUUCACACCUGCCACCCUGCCGGCCUUCUUCACCCUGGGAGACCAGCUGGACUACGGGGGCUUUGAAAACCGAGCGCUCGAGCCGGGGCAGGAGUACGUCUUCUUCAUCCUGGCUGAGCUCAACUCCACCACCGGGAAAAUGUACGUGGCCAGCCUUUACACAGAUCCAGUAAUCGCCCCUGAUUCAGACCCUCAGCCCCUCGACGCAGGGGACGGUCUGAUCUGGGUGGUGGGACCCGUCCUGGCUGUGGUCUUCAUCAUCUGCAUCGUCAUCGCCAUCCUCCUUUACAAAAACAAACCUGACAGCAAGCGCAAGGACUCGGAGCCCGGAACCAAGAGCCUUUUGAGUAAUGCAGAGAUGAUGGCCCAUCAUCCAACAGACCCCGUGGAGAUGAGACGCAUCAACUUCCAGACUCCCGGAAUGAUGAGCCAUCCUCAAGUCCCCAUCAACGAGCUGGCAGAGCACAUAGAGCUCCUGAAAGCCAACGACAACCUGAGACUCUCGCAGGAGUACGAGUCCAUCGACCCGAGUCAGCAGUUCACCUGGGAACAUUCCAACCUGGAGGUCAACAAGCCCAAAAACCGCUAUGCUAAUGUGAUCGCGUACGACCACACCAGAGUCGUCCUGGCUCCCAUCGAUGGUAUCCUGGGGAGCGACUACAUCAACGCCAACUACGUUGAUGGCUACAGGAAGCAGAAUGCCUACAUCGCUACCCAGGGGCCACUGGGGGAGACGUUUGGGGACUUCUGGAGGAUGGUGUGGGAGCAGCGGGCCGCCUCUGUUGUCAUGAUGACGCGCCUGGAGGAGAAGUCACGGAUAAAGUGUGAUCAGUACUGGCCCAGCCGCGGCACAGACACGCACGGGAUGAUCCAGGUCACCCUGCUGGACACGAUGGAGCUGGCCACUUUCUGCGUUCGCACCCUGUCCCUACAUAAGAGUGGCAGCAGUGAGCGGAGAGAGGUGCGUCAGUUCCAGUUCACAUCCUGGCCAGACCACGGUGUGCCAGAGUAUCCCACCCCCUUCCUCAACUUCCUCCGCAGGGUCAAAGCCUGCAACCCACCCGACGCCGGACCCAUCAUCGCUCACUGCAGUGCUGGGGUCGGUCGCACCGGUUGCUUCAUCGUCAUCGAUGCCAUGCUAGAACGCAUCCGACACGAACGCACCGUGGACAUUUACGGCCACGUGACCCUGAUGCGCUCGCAGAGGAACUACAUGGUGCAGACGGAGGACCAGUACAGCUUCAUUCACGAGUCCUUGCUGGAGGCCGUGGCCUGCGGCAACACGGAGGUGGCCGCCAGGAGUCUGUACUCCUACAUGCAGAAGCUGUCGAAGGUGGAGAGCGGAGAGCACGUCACCGGCAUGGAGCUGGAGUUUAAGCGACUGGCCAACACCAAAGCCCACACGUCCCGCUUUGUCACAGCCAACCUGCCUUGCAACAAAUUCAAGAACCGCCUGGUCAACAUCAUGCCCUACGAAACCACCCGUGUCUGCCUGCAGCCAAUCAGAGGCCUGGAGGGCUCCGACUACAUCAAUUCCAGCUACAUAGACGGAUACAGGCAGCAGAGAGGCUACAUUGCCACCCAGGGUCCGCUAGCUGAGACUACAGAGGACUUCUGGAGGAUGCUGUGGGAGCACAACUCCACUAUAGUGGUCAUGCUCACUAAACUGAGAGAAAUGGGCCGGGAGAAGUGUCACCAGUACUGGCCUGCCGAGCGCUCAGCCAGGUACCAGUACUUCGUGGUGGAUCCCAUGGCGGAGUACAACAUGCCUCAGUACAUCCUGCGGGAGUUCAAAGUCACGGACGCCAGGGACGGCCAAUCACGGACAGUGCGUCAGUUCCAAUUCACUGAUUGGCCAGAGCAAGGUGUGCCCAAAUCUGGGGAGGGCUUCAUUGACUUCAUUGGCCAAGUGCACAAAACCAAGGAGCAGUUUGGUCAGGAUGGACCAAUCAGUGUUCACUGCAGUGCUGGUGUGGGGCGGACUGGUGUUUUCAUCACUCUGAGUAUCGUCCUGGAGAGGAUGCGUUACGAAGGGGCGGUGGACAUCUUCCAAACUGUCAAAAUGCUGCGGACACAGAGGCCAGCCAUGGUGCAGACUGAGGACGAGUACCAGUUCUGCUAUCAGGCUGCUCUGGAGUACCUGGGAAGCUUUGACCACUAUGCAACGUAAGUGAAGAGACAACCACGCGUCCAUCUUUCUGCUUCUGGGUCCACAAACAAACCGAGGAGAAAGACAGCAGUGAAACUUUUCCGGGAGAACGAUUCGAAGAUGAAUCAUGCACCAACAAGGACAAAAAGCAACAACAAAAACAGCAACAAGAAAUCUGUGUCUAACAGCACCCACACCCAUCAGGGCCUCCCCCACCCCGAGGAACUGGUGUGUGUGGAGACUGUCCAUGUGUAAUCCAUAUACUUACCUCAGUGUUCCAGUGUGAAGGACGUAUAAUACAUGUCUGUUGUGGUCAGCUAUCUCCAAUAUGAACCAGUGAAAUACAAACGGCUUCUGAACAGGAAUUAUGAUACUAUAUGUGUAUAAAAUACAAAAAAUAUAUAUAAAAAAAACAAAAACACAAAGAGCCUGGAUAUUUGCUGCACCCUAAAUGGGCUUUUUAUCCUCAACUUUGUAUCUAUUGGUUUGAUGUACUAAGGGGUUACAAAGUGCAAUGGUAAACAUUUCUAUGUGUCUGUGAGUCGAAGGUGUCUACUGCUACCACAGGUAGUUCUGAUAAUAGUUUAAAGCAGAUGACUUGUUCACGCCUCAGCAGAAGUCUGCAGUAUGGACUCACCACCCUGAGGACUGCUGGGCGUGUGGAUGCUCAUUUACCCAUCGCACUGUGCCAAGGGAAACCACGCAGCGUGCACGUGAACUGUGGCCUACGAGGAGAGGUGGCUCCAAUCCUUCAUCCAGCAUUACCACCAAGUCAGACCAGAGGCCGCUCUCAAAAUUCUGGCCAAGGAUCCGUUCACACUCCCCGCUCGCCGUCCUCGCCGCGUAACCACUGGCCUCAGAACAGUGAUUAGAGUCCAUCAUAGCCUCGACUGGGCUGAGAUUUGUAGUCCGGCGCGCUCCUCACUCGACAAAGCUUGCUUGAUAUUUGCUGUCGUCCUUGCUCAUCCUCCAGCUCAGAUCCUCUUGAUGUCAGUCCCAUUGUGACAGUUCAACAGUGGCUUAGUGAAAGAGAUGCUAAUGAACAAAUUGAGAUUCAGUCCCUUUCUCUCUCGAACUGAAAAUAGUCCUCAGCCCAUUUCCGCAGACUUUUGUGUGUUUUUACUGUUCGUCUUUGCCUUACGCCGACUUAUUUCUUGUGUUUUAACAUGCUGCCUAAUGCUCAUGCGUUGUGUGCUGAACCUUUAUCGUCAUACAGUAUCUUGAGGAUGAAAGUUGUUCCCCGAUCACCUUCCUCCUCUGAAGCUUACCCACCUUCUUGAAUUGCAUCACUUUACGGUUAAAUCCCUACAAUGUUUUUACUACUUAAGGCAACAACGGAUAAAAGAUCCCAAAAGAAAACAAAACAUAAAGCACAGAUGGUGAAUUGCUCACGUUCAGCCGUCCUCUCCCCGUUCCCACCUCUGCCAUUAAAAAUCUCUCUGUCCCUAAACCUCACUGUACAGAACAUCCCAACGUAACCAAUUGAUGUGUCCCCCUCUGUCCUCUCCCGUACAACCGCACAAGCCCUUGAUAUGGAUAUGCUAUAUAUCUUUUCUCGAUUUGACAUUUAAUCGGGCCCACGUGGUGAUUGAAGAGCACAGCGAUGUUCCAGUGUGUCAGACAUUUUGGGCAAUUUCACAAUUUUGUACAUACAGUCUUAUCAUUGGAGUCCUAUACAGUACAAUUACAUACGUCUGAGCACAAGAUAUAACGUGGGAUUGGAUGUGAUGUAGUUCUUAUCGUCGCGAAAAAAGCCUUAUUGUUAUCGUUCACUUUGUCAUAUUUAUUUCAUAUGAUUUUCUAAAAUAUUUAUUAUUCUAUUUUGUUACUUUUUACGUUUGUUUCUAAUUAUUUAUUUGGGAUAUCUAGCAAAUAUAACCAAUAAGAUGUUGUUUACUUGUUUCUUUGGCGAGCCAAUGUAAAAUUAUGAUAUUGUCGCUGUUUGUUUUUUAUUUUGAAUGGUCCGUUUUGGUGCUUUUUUAUUUGCUUUAUUAUGAUGAAGUAUGCCCUCUGUGUAGGGUGCUAUUUGAUACUGAUUACUGAUGUCCGACUAGUUAGCUAGAGAUGUACGUUAGAGGCUCACAUAGUUUAAGUUUCCAGUGAUGCCCUUUUAAAGCCCUCCCCCACUCCACCUCCGUACAGUAGCAGCCGCAGUGGUGUGACCCACCCCAGCGUGAUAGGUUUAAGGGCAUCAGAGGAAUUAGAUUUAUAGAGCAGACACACUGUUGGUAUAUAGUUUGCCGGUGAGCACAUGGUAGCAAGUGUAUUUUUGACAGAGAUUGGGUUAGAACCCGCCCAGCUACACGCACCCUCGAAGGUACCGUUUAAAUCUAAAAAAAAAACAAACUCUGAUAUGAACUUUAGGUGUGGUCCAGAAGUCUUGACGAUGUGUGACAUAUAUAAAAUAUGUUAUUCUUUCGAUUUCUAAUUAUUGUGUCGAGAGAAAUAUAAAAGGAACACACACACAAAACAUAAUAUGAAAUGUGUUGAGGGCCAGCUCUGAUGACGCCACCCCCCUCACUUAUGUACCUGUUCUUUCCUUUCAAACCAUGGAUGUAGAUAUUGUAUCUUGACUUUGUAUUAAAAGCAGGAUGAUUGGAUAUACCGCACAAAGA